UUGGGCUCCUCCUUCUCUCUCUCUCUCUCUCUCUCUCUCUCUCUCUCUCUCUCUCUCUCUCUCUCUCUCUCUCUCUCUCUCUCUCUCUCUCUCUCUCUCUCUCACACACACACACACGCGCACACACACAGAGACAGACAGACAGAGAGAACCAGGAAGUAACUCCUCAUUUCAGAGAAAACAAAACUGAUCUCUGUGUGUGUAAGUUCAAGAGAAUGGCAGAAUUAAAUUUUUCAGUGGAUCAGUUCAGCUGUGCUGUGUGUCUGGAUCUCCUGAAGGAUCCGGUGGCUAUCCCCUGUGGUCACAGUUACUGUAAGGUGUGUAUUAAUGGAUUCUGGGAUCAGGAGGAUGAGCAGGGUGUCUACAGCUGUCCUCAGUGCAGAGACACUUUCACUCCGAGGCCUGUUCUACGCCGAAACAACAUGCUGGCUGAAGUGGUGGAGAAACUGAAGAAGACUGAAGUCCAAGCUGCUUCUCUUGCUCACUGUUACGCUGGACCUGGAGAUGUGGAGUGUGAUUUCUGCACCGGGAGGAAACACAAAGCCGUCAAGUCCUGUCUGAUGUGUCUGGCUUCUUUUUGUGAAACUCAUUUUAAACCUCAUCUAGAAGUUUCUGCUUUGAAAAAACACACCUUUAUUGAAGCCUCAGGAAAACUAAAAGAGAAGAUCUGCUCUGAACAUAACAAGCUGAUUGAGAUCUACUGUCGUACUGAUCAAACCUGCAUCUGUUAUUUAUGUAUGAUGGAUAAUCACAAAGGACACGACACCGUCACAGCCGCAGCAGAAAGAGCUGAGAAACAGAGUGAGUUAAAGGAGGAGCAGAUGAAAUCCCAGCAGAGAAUCCAGGAGAAGCAGAAGAAGGUGCAGGAGCUGAAACAGACUGUGAACACGAUUAAGUCCCGUGCUCAGACAGCAGUGGAGGACAGUGAGAUUAUCUUUACUGAGAUGAUCAGCUCCAUGGAGAAAAAGCGCUCGGAGGUGACGGAGCUGAUCAGAGCUCAGGAGAAGGCUGAACUGAGUCGAGCUGAACGACUCCUGGAGCAAAUGGAGCAGGAGAUCACUGAUCUUCAGAGGAGAGUCACUGAGCUGGAGCAGCUUUCACACACACACAAUCACAUCCAAUUGCUCCAGGCUUUAGCUUCUGGACGUCGGUCUCCUCCAUUAGACCGACCAGAGUUUCACACAUCCAGCAUCACUGUCCAUCAAAAUCUCUCAUUUGAUGGAUUGAGGAAUUCUCUCUCAGAUCUGAAGAAGAGACUCGAGGAAUUCUUUGAGGAGGAAUUCAACAAAAUCCCACCACAUGCUGCAGCAGUUCAGAUCAUUUCACCAUCAGAGCCACAGAGCAGAGAAGAUUUUCUGACAUAUUUCUGUUAUCUGACUCUGGAUCCCAACACGGCACAUCGUAACCUCAUUCUGUCUGAGAAGAACAGAGCAGUGACAGCCAGUGAGAGAGAGCAGCAGUACACUAAUCAUCCAGAGAGAUUUGACACCGUGUGCCAGGUGUUGUGUCAGGAGAGUGUGUGUGGACGCUGUUACUGGGAGGUGGAGUGCAGCAGUGCUGUGGACAUCUCAGUCUCAUAUAAAGACAUCAGGAGGAAAGGACGGGGUAAUGUGUGUGUGUUUGGACGCAGCAAUCAGUCCUGGUGUCUGUGCUGUUCUUUUUACUCCCUAUGUUUCUAUCACAACAACAUUAAAACUCAGCUCAGAGAUCCAUCAUCCUCCAGAAUAGGAGUGUAUGUGGAUCACAGUGCAGGAAGUCUGUCCUUCUACAGCGUCUCUGACACAAUGAAGCUCCUCCACAGAGUCCACACCACAUUCACUCAACCUCUAUACGCUGGGUUUGGGCUCCACUGGUUUGGUUGUACAUCUGUGAGAUUGUGUGAUCCAGAAUAAAGUGUGUAGUGUUUUAUGUAAAAUUCCUGCACGUUGCCACAUUGUUGCUCAGUCAUCUGUCUUAGUAGCACACAAUCCAGCUGCACAAAAACAGUCAUUUUAAUGUAUUAAUUAAAACAGAUUUUACAAUAAUCAAAAAUGAAAUGUUAAAAAUGAACUGUCAGACAAGAAACUAGUAAAAUUGUAAAAGAAAAUGAUCAAAUGAUAUCUCGUGAACUUAGUAUUAUAAAGUUCUAUCUCUUUGUUUCAUAUUAAGCAACCUCUCAUUAAAUAACUAAUAAACAGUAAUAAAGCCAGUACAGAACAACAUUUUAAACCUACAUGAUUGGCUAAGUCUGCCUAUGUUGUGCUCAUCCCAUAUUCAGCGCGCAUGAUGAUUGGCUUGCAGAUAGAACCUUAUAAAUCCAAGUUUAUCUGUCAGUUUGGAAUUUGUAUUAAUAUAUUACAAUCAAAGAUUUGCAAAAUAAAAGAUAACACUACAGGAGAAUAAAGAUUCCCCCAGUGAGGAAGUUUAUGUGGUUAACUCAUUUUCAAACAAAAUGCCAGACAGAAGCUUUUAAUACUGAGGUCAAGAUUUGUCAGCAAUCCAAAGCACUUUCCAUAAAUAUUUUUAGAUUAUUGAAUCGAUGGGAAAUAACUACUUAGUAUUAAAUGUGUUUGUGACAUACCUUUUAAUGUUCUAAUAUAUUGUGUGUGUGGAUAAUGAUGAUAAAUAUGUCUCUGUUAACUGUAUCUGUCUGUGGUCUGACUCCUGAUUUGGAUUCUGAACAUGAUUGUUCAUUUUCAAUAAAAUAAAACAACAAAUCCAUUACAGUUCUCUAUUCUGAUUGGUGAGAAGGUGUUGAUUAGUUUUCUAUAACAGCAGCUCUGACAGUAGUGCAGGUUUAUAUUAAUGCGCUUGUUCUAAUAUGUUAUCGUUUCUAUAGUAACAGCUCAUUCACAGGGA
Ictalurus punctatus (channel catfish) is the source of this 2838-nucleotide messenger RNA. Its product is annotated as E3 ubiquitin/ISG15 ligase TRIM25-like. The record is from RefSeq and is a predicted model, not a curated record. NCBI's taxonomy places the organism in Eukaryota, Metazoa, Chordata, Actinopteri, Siluriformes, Ictaluridae. Gene Ontology annotation, molecular function: protein binding; zinc ion binding. The transcript has 6 exons. Bases 216 to 1892 code for a protein of 558 amino acids.